AUGAACUCUAAUGUUCUUGUUCUCAAGGAUUCGUUGAAGCGUGAAUCUGGAACAAAGGUUCAUCAUGGUAAUAUUCAGGCUUCCAAGGCUGUGGCUGAUAUCAUUCGUACUACAUUGGGUCCUCGCUCUAUGUUAAAGAUGCUUCUUGAUGCUGGUGGAGGAAUUGUUGUUACCAAUGAUGGAAAUGCUAUUCUGCGUGAAUUAGAUGUUGCUCACCCUGCAGCUAAGUCGAUGAUUGAAUUGAGCCGCACACAGGACGAAGAAGUUGGUGAUGGAACUACAUCCGUUAUUGUUCUUGCUGGUGAAAUGUUACAUGUUGCCGAAGCAUUUAUUGAGAAGAGUUACCAUCCCACUGUCAUAUGCCGAGCAUAUAAUAAGGCUCUCGAGGAUGCUAUCGCUGUUCUUGACAAGAUUGCCAUGACAAUCGAUGUCAAUGACCGUGCAACCGUACUAGGAUUAGUCAAGAGCUGCAUAGGAACAAAAUUCACUAGCCAAUUUGGAGAUCUGAUUGCUGAUUUGGCUAUUGAUGCCACCACUACCGUUGGUGUUGAUCUUGGACAAGGUUUAAGGGAGGUGGAUAUUAAAAAAUACAUUAAGGUUGAGAAGGUCCCUGGUGGUCAGUUGGAGGACUGCAAGGUUCUCAAAGGAGUCAUGUUUAACAAAGACGUUGUUGCUCCUGGUAAAAUGAAGAGAAAGAUUGUCAACCCAAGGAUUAUUCUUCUUGACUGCCCCCUUGAGUACAAGAAAGGUGAAAACCAAACCAAUGCCGAGUUGGUUAGAGAAGAGGACUGGGAAGUGCUGUUGAAACUGGAAGAGGAGUACAUCGAGAACAUCUGCGUGCAAAUACUAAAGUUCAAACCCGAUUUGGUAAUUACCGAGAAGGGACUUAGUGACUUGGCCUGUCACUAUUUCAGUAAAGCUGGGGUUAGUGCAAUCCGAAGGUUGAGAAAGACGGACAACAACAGAAUCGCUAAGGCGUGUGGAGCCGUGAUUGUGAACAGGCCUGACGAACUUCAAGAGUCUGAUAUUGGUACCGGCGCUGGCUUGUUUGAGGUCAAGAAGAUAGGAGAUGAUUUCUUUGCCUUCAUUGUUGAUUGCAAAGAACCUAAAGCAUGUACUGUACUCUUAAGAGGACCAAGCAAAGAUCUCCUCAACGAAGUGGAAAGAAAUCUUCAGGAUGCCAUGUCUGUUUCAAGAAACAUCAUCAAGAACCCAAAGCUUGUUCCUGGCGGCGGAGCCACAGAAUUAACGGUAUCUGCCACUUUAAAGCAGAAGAGUGCAACAAUCGAAGGAAUCGAAAAGUGGCCUUAUGAAGCAGCUGCUAUAGCUUUCGAGGCUAUUCCGCGUACUCUAGCUCAGAACUGUGGAGUUAACGUUAUCAGAACAAUGACAGCAUUGCAAGGAAAGCACGCAAAUGGUGAGAAUGCUUGGACCGGAAUUGAUGGGAAUACCGGUGCAAUAGCUGACAUGAAAGAGAGCAAGAUAUGGGAUGCGUACAAUGUGAAGGCACAAACGUUUAAGACAGCAAUCGAAGCAGCGUGUAUGCUUUUGAGGAUUGAUGAUAUAGUGAGUGGAAUCAAGAAGAAGGCACCUCCUGGAGCUGGACCUUCAAAGCCUACCAUUGAGACAGAAGGAGAUGCAGACAACGAGCAAAUACUUCCUGACUAG
This is a messenger RNA of Arabis nemorensis, 1668 nucleotides long. NCBI's taxonomy places the organism in Eukaryota, Viridiplantae, Streptophyta, Magnoliopsida, Brassicales, Brassicaceae. The record is from the annotation of a GenBank genome assembly.